GCCACGUGAGGGUGCCGCGCGCUCCCAUUCGCCCUCGCGGUCUUCCAAUCAGCGUCGAGCGGCUGCGUUCAAAUUGAGAGGGGCGCGGGGCGAGGCGGUUGGCGAGCGAGCGAGGUUGGAGACUAGAGGCGGCUAGUUGUUCGUUCCCCUCCUUCUUUCCUUCCCUGGAGGCCGCCCUCUUCAGAAUGGCCCACAAGCAGAUCUACUAUUCCGAUAAGUACUUCGACGAGAACUACGAGUACCGGCAUGUGAUGUUGCCAAGAGAGCUCUCAAAACAAGUACCAAAAACUCAUCUAAUGACUGAAGAGGAAUGGAGAAGACUUGGUGUUCAGCAGAGCCUUGGCUGGGUCCACUACAUGAUUCAUGAGCCAGAACCACACAUCCUCCUUUUUAGAAGACCACUUCCAAAAGGCCAGCAGAAAUAACUUCUCUCAACUUCUGGAACCUUGUGUAAAUAUGUUGGUAGUAUUCAGUGAAUACUUGAGAAUGUACAAAUACGUCAUUACCUGUGCAUGAGCUGUAUUAUUCACAGCAACAGAGCUCAGUAAAGUGCAAACGAAGUAGGCUGCUAUGGUCUUAAACUCUCUCACUGUUAACAAGUGCCUAUUUGUCUAUUUUUGUUCAAUAAAGUUUACAACUUACAUGUAAUGAAUGCGUUGAGAGAAUCUUAGGAAAUCUAUGGUUUUUGUUCUUAGUAAUACCUCCCUCCAGCUGUUGGAGUAAUUCGUUCAAUGGCUUUUCAACUGUUGAAGUAGGUCUGGAGAAAUAAAUCUGUUUUUAACAUUGGA
This is a messenger RNA of Sceloporus undulatus (fence lizard), 788 nucleotides long. It is a transcript of the gene CKS2, whose product is annotated as CDC28 protein kinase regulatory subunit 2. The transcript has 3 exons. Gene Ontology annotation, molecular function: histone binding; protein kinase binding; ubiquitin binding. The coding region runs from base 186 to 425 and encodes 79 amino acids. Lineage: Eukaryota; Metazoa; Chordata; Lepidosauria; Squamata; Phrynosomatidae. The record is from RefSeq and is a predicted model, not a curated record. Gene Ontology annotation, cellular component: cyclin-dependent protein kinase holoenzyme complex; SCF ubiquitin ligase complex. Gene Ontology annotation, biological process: regulation of mitotic cell cycle.